CCAAGAUUCUCGUAGCUUUUCUUUUCCGUGUCCAUCUUUUCAUCUUGUCGUGCACAAUCUCGACAGACGCCACGCUAACUCUCAUUCGAAAAGAGAAGGCCAUAUCUAUCUGUUUUUUGCGCAUCUAGAAUCUGAGGACUCUCCGGCCUUUGCCACGCCCUCUGCCACUUUGUUUGCCGAUCGUCGGAUCCCUGCCCCGGAUAUCCCAUCAUCGCCAGAAACAGACCUUCGACUUUCUUGCUGAUUGUCUCGUCGAUUCCUCGAUCGCGUACAGCCCCAAACCCCCGCCCUUUACGGGCAUUUAUCCACUGGAGCACGCUCCUGUAUCGGCAUUUAGGCCUUGGUCGUCGCGAUGAGCGCCGAACCGCCGGCUUCGUCGAGAGGAGUUCGUUUCAGCGAAGCCCCCCCGACGCCGCCGCAGGACACCACGUCUUCGUCUGUUGAAUUAAAUCAGGACGACAGCAUUGCUGGCUCACCAGGUCUCAAGACUUCGACACCCCCGGACUUGGCAAGAAAAGAGUCUUCAGGGUCGGCAAGCUCGCAGGGAUCAGACCUUCAUCAGAGUUCGGACGAUGACAAUGAUGGGCAGAUUCUGAACUUCACACCUGCUGUUGCAACCACUCCCCUGGAUGAAGUCCCGCCUUUGACUUGGUCUUCACAGCCUCAAGGACGAGGGAGGGGUGGAAGCGCGGGCUCGAGUGCUCUCCAUCCAGACUCGACCGCGCAACCAGCGACCAUGACGAAUAGUAUCAACGGUCGUUCGCCGCGACCAACUGCCGUGAGAACGCCCUCGAAUGCGUACGCGCCAAACAAUGCUCGAAGGCCUACCCAAUACUCGCUUAAUUCCACGGGAAGACAUCGAACCAACUCUAUGACUCGUAAUCGCCGCAAUCCCAACGCGGACUAUAGAGCCCAGGAGAAGGCGUAUGUGCAGCGCAUACGGCAGGACGUACCCGAUCCGGAUGACUAUUUUGAUAAUGAACUACGCACCCCUAGCUUAGACUUUAGCGACACAACAAGCUCAGACGGAGAAUCUCCCAAUACCACAGACUAUAUCGAUGAUUCGUUUGACCAGGAGACGUUGCUAUGGCAGGACAACGAUAAUAUCACGCCUUCUGUGGAAGAGCUGAAGAUUCCGGAAAAUAGGGAGCGACUCGAAUGGCACUCAAUGCUCGCUAGUGUUCUUACUGGCGACGUUGUUAAACAAGAGAAGAAACGUCUUAUUGGCAGCAGUGACCAGUCCGCUGAUGAAACCAUGAAGAGCGAGAUCUGGGUGGGAAUACGGGCGAGAUGCUGUGGCCGCAUGCUUCAGACUCAGAGGCGUAUUGUCGAAGAGGGGCGUGCAAAGGCGAACACCACUAUCGACAAGAUCAUCAAUUUUGAAAUCAGAGGAGAAGCAGAGGCUGGCCAGACGGCUGCCGAGCAAGUCCAUGCAAUUGUGAAGGAACUGGAGACCCUGGAAUAUCUCUAUCCAACACGGGCGCAGUUCGAGGCUGCUCAUACUCGUGCAGCACAAGACAAUUUCAAGGACGCAUGUGAUGCUAUUAUAGCGUGGUAUAACGCUAAUGAGAUGAUCAAUACUGAACUGACGGUGUUGCGAAAAUGGGUUGGCAACGAUGAGCUUGAUUUUUCGAAACCCAAUCAGCGCCAUGAAAAUGACAGAUUGUCUGACGAGUCGACGUUUAUCGAGCGAUUAUUAAAAGAAGACGGCCUGAAGUCGCUACAAGGCGAGAGGAGUCUACUCUUAAGUUUGAAUAAUGUCAUUCUCAAAGCCAAGGAAACCUAUAUCGAGAAUGCUUCACGCUUCGCCACGAGACACCUGCCUCCAUACAUCGAAGAGUUGCAGAUACUAAUCAAUUUCCCAUCGCGGCUCGUUCAAGAAAUCAUUAAAUUACGUUUGUCGUACGCGAAGAAAAUGAAAGACCCGUCACAGCAAGGUCUGAUGAUGACGGAGCAGAUGAUUGACCAGUUCAAGAUCUUACUGAAUCUUGCUGUGCGAAUUCGAGAGGCAUACAACAUCAUCUCGCAACCGGAGCAUGGCUGGGACCCACCAGAAUGUAUUGAGGAAAACUUCGACGCUACGGUGCUUGAAGCACUGAGGUUCUAUUUCAAGUUGUUGAAUUGGAAGCUUAGUUCGAAUAAGAACGCGUUCAAGGAAGCCGAAAUAUUGGAGCAAGAAUGGGAUUUCUCUAAUAAGCUAGGCAGGCACCUGGAAGGCGGUGAUGUCGAGGUUGCGGAGCAGUUCUGCUCUUUGACCUCAAAGUCACUUUGGCGGCUGAGUCAAGCCUUCGAACGUGAACUUGGUCGCCGACCUGAUGAAGUUGCUGGCGCAGAAAUGGACAGAAGAUAUAAGAGCAUCCUCGAUUCUGUACGCAUUCGUCAGCGAAAAUUGUUUCGUUUCUCCAGGCUGCUCACCCAGCGAUUUGAAAAUUGCGCCGAGUAUAAUAUCAAUCUUGAACCCACGCAGCUCCUCGAGUUCUACGAUACGUUGGUGUAUUCUGGGCACUUUUUGGUAGUAACUCAGAAUAUGGAUUCUAACACAUACAUCAUCGCUUGUCCUGCAUUGGCAAACCGGCCGAAUGAAAUUCAGUCGUUACUCGGCUCAUGUUACCAUGCCGAAGAUAAUCCAGAGGAUCCCUCAAACCCUUACGUUCUGAUUCUGCGACCAGAGGAGCCACUUGUGUGGGCCGGCCAGCGGUUUGAAGCCCCAAAUAUACGUCAGCCCUCUCUUGAAUUACAAGUUAGUAGGAUGCGUCUGGUGGCCGAUGGCUCACAGCAACGCCUAGCAAAUGCAAAGGUUGCUUUCCAGCACGUCACCGGAUUGGAUCUAACUGUCCUCAAUGAGCAACGUGCCAACCUGCCACGGGUCAAUUUUGAGCUGAAGAAGAUCAAAAGAACGGCGUUCAAACUCUCGAACACAAUAAUGGAAAGCGUCGAGAUCAUUAGGAAACAGACUGCUGGCUUGGAAUGCCAGGAACUUAUUCAGACAUGUUUUGCUUUUGCUACAGAAUUUGGUCAACGCUCUCUGCUCUACAUGGACCCGAAUCGUCGUGCUAUGAACAACAUGAAGUUAAUGAAACUUGCGUUGGACUGGGUCAGUUUUAUUUGCGACGACUGCGUGGCUUCCGAUCGCAAAACUUUUCGAUGGGCUGUCGUAGCUCUUGAGUUUGCUAUGUUGAUGACCCGGGGGCAGAACAUUCUGUCCAUCAGCAAUGAAGAGUAUGGGAAGCUGCGUGCUAAGGUAGCCGGCUGCAUGUCACUUCUGAUUUCGCACUUCGAUAUCAUGGGUGCCCGAUCCACAAUGGCUGCACAGGCCGAAAAGGCUAGGCUUGACGCGGUAUCAGGUAGAAACAGACCUGAUUUAAGUAUGAUGAAGGAUGACGAGGAAUCUUGCAGAAUCGUGCAGGAGCAAUGGGCAGAGCAGCUCGCUGAGAUUGAUCAAAUGAGGAUUCAACGCGAAUCAGAAAUCAAGGCCUUAGGUCGUGUGCUGGAGGAGUCAAACGAAGCUGAUCGAGCUUUGACGUACCUGUCUUCCUCAGCUACAAACGUCACACUGCGAUGGCAACAAGGCCAUUAUGUUGGCGGUGGCACGUUUGGAUCUGUUUAUGCAGCGCUUAAUCUUGAUUCUGGUCAGAUGAUGGCUGUGAAGGAGAUUCGUCUGCAGGACCCGCAACUCAUUCCUACCAUCGUUUCACAGAUCAGAGAUGAGAUGGGCGUCUUGCAAGUGCUCGACCAUCCCAACAUUGUUCAAUACUACGGUAUCGAGCCCCACCGAGAUAAAGUUUACAUUUUUAUGGAAUAUUGCGAUGGUGGUUCGCUGGCUGGACUCCUUGAACAUGGUCGCAUUGAAGAUGAAACCGUUAUCAUGGUCUACGCUUUGCAAAUGUUGGAAGGUCUUGCGUACCUGCACGAGCGUCGCGUCAUGCAUAGGGAUAUUAAGCCUGAGAAUAUUCUCCUUGACCAUGACGGCGUCAUCAAGUUCGUGGACUUUGGCGCUGCAAAAGUAAUUGCAAGACAAGGCAAGACUCUCGCAGCUGAACACGCAGGGGCAAGACAAGGUCAUCAGAACAGCUUGCCUGCUGGCACUCCCAUGUAUAUGUCCCCCGAAGUGAUUCGCGGGCACGCAACCGGCCGCCUUGGUGCUGUGGAUAUUUGGUCGCUAGGCUGCGUGAUUCUCGAAAUGGCUACCGGCCGUCGACCAUGGGCGUCGCUAGACAACGAAUGGGCCAUCAUGUUCAACAUUGCCCAAGGAAACCCUCCGCAGCUCCCCACCCCUGACCAGCUGAGCCCACAGGGCAUCGACUUUCUUCAGAAAUGCUUCGAGAGGGAUCCCGUCAAGCGAGCUUCAGCUGCAGAACUCUUACAGCACGAGUGGAUCGUUGCAAUCAAAAGCCAGUGGAAUAUUGAACCACAAACUCCGCAGACGCCUGCAAGCGAGUCAAGCAGCUUCAGUACUGCAAGUGGUCGACAGAGCUAAAAUUUACUUUGAGUACAAUGAGGUUUGUGUUGUGAAGGAUAUCACGAAGUGCUUUUUUAAUACCAUUUUGAGUCAUUUUGGCGGACCUGAUAGUCUCGCUGUGUCUUGAGACGCAGUGUUAAGUUUUUUGUUCUGAUUCGUACGCUCCUGUGCGUCACCGAGGCAAUGAUUGUUGGGGCUGGGAUUUUAUCCUUAAUAUCAUAGCACACGGCACAGUACACAGCAUCAGCGAAUGGCGUUAUGGUCGUGAGGAUCUUUCUGUGACAAUGAAAGUGACUGCUUCUUACCAACUAUUGAUAUUGAAUUUACAAAUUUCGUUCCUUUAGA
Molecule: messenger RNA, 4804 nt
Organism: Verruconis gallopava
Lineage: Eukaryota; Fungi; Ascomycota; Dothideomycetes; Venturiales; Sympoventuriaceae
Exons: 2
Coding region: 353-4477 (1374 amino acids)
Biological process (GO): stress-activated MAPK cascade; protein phosphorylation
Cellular component (GO): cytoplasm
Molecular function (GO): MAP kinase kinase kinase activity; ATP binding
Source: RefSeq, a predicted model, not a curated record